Molecule: messenger RNA, 933 nt
Organism: Branchiostoma floridae (Florida lancelet)
Lineage: Eukaryota; Metazoa; Chordata; Leptocardii; Amphioxiformes; Branchiostomatidae
Product: trace amine-associated receptor 7d-like
Exons: 3
Coding region: 1-933 (310 amino acids)
Biological process (GO): G protein-coupled receptor signaling pathway
Cellular component (GO): membrane
Molecular function (GO): G protein-coupled receptor activity
Source: RefSeq, a predicted model, not a curated record
AUGGAUAUGUGGAACGAAUCCUUUACGAGCAACGAGACCGCUCCGGUGCUCUCUCGGUCUCCUGCGGAGCCGGCCUUCAUCAUCACCGUAGCCGUGCUGGCCAUUGCCGGUAACCUCCUCGUGGUUGUAGUAACCUGCAGACGACAGACGUUCCCCUCCGCCAGCCGGCUCUUCAUCGCCUCCAUGGCGUGUUCGGACCUGCUGCUCGGCUCGACGUUCCCGGCGAUGGUGGCGCCUGCCGAGGCCGGGCAGUGGGUGUUCUCGGACACAGCCGCUCAGGCCAGUGCCGUGAUCGUGAUGUCAUCCAUGGGGAUAACGUACUCAGCUCUAGCAGGUCUGAACCUGGACCGGUACUACGCUCUGAUGAACAGUGGGGAGGGCAUCUCUCGCAAGAAGGCGUGGAUCUUUCUGAUCUCAGCCUGGGUUGGGAUUUACGCCUGGUAUAUCUUCUCUACAGUCUAUGGGGUUCCGGUGUAUUACGAUCCAGUCAUGGCCAUGGCUACAUAUGAUCUAAAGGCCCACCCGCCGGCUGCUGCAGUUUUCUACAUCAGCGUGAAUGGUCCCGGUGUUGCAUCUCAGAACUCCACUCCUCAACAACAACAACCAGCACCUCAAAACUACAACAGUGACCGCUCGCUUGCUAAGAUUGUACUAAUCUUAACCAUAGUGCAAACUGCGAUAACCUUGCCGUGCUUCUGUGCAAUGCUGGCACGUCUGUUGGGUUAUGAUCUACCAACCUUCCUGUUCUGGUCCGUCUGGGUAUCAACGGCCAACACUUUCCUGGACGUUGUGGUGUACAGUCUGUGUCAGCAAUCAUUCCGUACGGCUAUGGCUGAGACAAUGAUGUUUGUCGCCUCCUCUCUGUACAACGUGUACCGCAGCAGAAACCGCGUACACGUGGACCAACAGAAUAUAGAAAUGAGCACUCUGUAA